Molecule: messenger RNA, 3094 nt
Organism: Papilio xuthus (Asian swallowtail)
Lineage: Eukaryota; Metazoa; Arthropoda; Insecta; Lepidoptera; Papilionidae
Product: axonemal 84 kDa protein
Exons: 25
Coding region: 31-2694 (887 amino acids)
Cellular component (GO): axoneme
Molecular function (GO): microtubule binding; beta-tubulin binding
Source: RefSeq, a predicted model, not a curated record
AUUUUUAAUAAUAUAAAUUAGAUCAAUAUUAUGGCAAAAAAAGACAAGAAAAAAAAUGAACGAGCAGAACCCCCAGAGGCGGAGGUGCUGGAGGAGACGCUGGUGGCCACCACGGAGCUGGAACAGCCGCCGGAGGAGGUGCAAUACACCGACACCUCGUACACUAGCGCCUCCUUCGAGUCCCUGCCACCGCCCGUCGAAGAAAUCAAACCGAAGAAAAAGAAGGGCAAAAAGGGAAAGGUAGAGGAGGUGGCGGUGGCUAAGAAGACUACUUCAUCAUUCGAUUGGUCCGACGAAUCCAUACCAGAUGCAGAGGAACCGCCGGUAGAAGAAGAGGAAGAUCAAUCGAAAUUAAAGAAAAGAGGUAAAAAGGGGAAGAAAGACAAGAAAAAGGAGGAAAUACCAGAAUUUGAAAAGCCUCCGAACUGGAGAAAGAUGAACAAAAAAGACAGAGACAACUGGCUGCUGCAGCGCAUUGAGGAAUGGCGAGCCGAAAAGGAAGCGGAAAAACAAGCAAUUCUCGCGGGCGCCAAGGAGAAGCGGCUGGCGGAGGCGAGGGCGCGCGCCGCCCUCAUGGUCAAGGACAAGGAGCACAUGGAGGUCAGGAAAGACUUGCUGCGAAAAACUGUCAAUUUGUUCCAAAAAUUUGAACAGCAGAAGCUGGAGUUCGAAAAGAGAAAAAAUCUUAGAGCUGAAUGGCAUCAGUACCUGCGCUGCGACGGGCUGCCGGACCCGCGCGUCGUCACGCAGAUGAACACCUACCUGCACCUCUGGCGGCAACAGGACAUGUGCGACGACAACGACCUCGACAGACGCUGUCUAGAAGUUUUGCCGAUGCUGGAUCUACUUGACGAGAUAACGGCUGACACGAGGCAGUACACAGAUUCCCAGAUCCGAAAUUUUAAUGAGGUACGCGUGGCCCUCCGAGAGGAGCUGUCCAACGCCAUCCAGUUCGCUUCGUAUACACUGCUGCGGGACCUGGAACAUCGGUUCCAGUGGCCCUCCAUCAAGCUGACCACAUACGAGCGCGAGUUCAAAGGCCUCCGGCUUAACUUCUGGGUCGCUGUCAGGAUGCCUACCAGGAAACCUAAACCUGUGGAGCCGGAACCAGAGCCAGUGGAGCUGUCGUUCCCGGCCAUGAAGGUGGCCAUAAAGCUGCCAAAGAUCAUAGACGGGUCAUGCGCGUGCGUGCGCGCUGCCCGCUCCCUCGUCGACCUGCUCAGCGAGCGCUCCAGGACAUUCCCUCUAGCCGCUGAUUUAAACAAUAGGUAUGAAGAUUUGUUCACGUUCAACGUCAAGGAGCACGAGUUGACGUACAAGCUGAAGGCCGAACAGGAGGAGGUACGCAGCAAGUUUUACAAGGACAUUGCGGCCAAGAUAAAGGAAAUAGAAACUUUUAUAAAAAGUAACCCAUUCUUGAAAAACGAAAAAGAAAAAGAAGAAUUGGACAAUUUAAACAUGGCCGAGCCGCAGGGUCUCCCCGAUCCCAGGUCAUUUUUUAUUGAACAAAAUGAAUUGGCUUUCACAAAAUAUCUGAAACAGUGUAAUUAUAAAACGAAGCCGGGCGAAAUCAACCUGCGCAAAUACAGAGUGUGUGGUGGUAUCCUGAACGUGGAUCUGCUGACCACUCCGCCGCAAGCCAAGCGCAUGGCGGGUGGAAUCUCCCUCACCACACUGGAGCUGCCGAAGCGGCUGCAGCAGAGCAAGUACCAGGUGCGUUACCGCGCGCCCUCACCGCCGCCGCCCGGCGUCACGCGCAGCCCGGAGGAGAUCGAGGCCGAGAUCAAGCGCGUAGAGGCCGAGUACGAGAAUCUGGCGCUCGUCUUCAUCGAACUGCCGCAGGAGGUGAUGUGGUCGGAGCCACCGGUGGUAUGCCAGUGGUACGAGCCGCGUCGGCUCUGGAUGACCACAUACAUCAACGACUACAAGUUCAACGAGGACAAGCUCACAGUGCAGUUCCGUACCGGAGUGCUUUGGCCGAUCGGCUUUGCGACAUUGCGAUACAGCAACUUGCCCUACCAAGGCUGGGAUGUCCGGCCGGAUCUCGAGAGCGACGGUGUGAUAAUAUCGGUGACGGGGGUGUGCGUGAGCGUGACGUGGCUUUGCUGUGGCAGCUCGGUGCGCCUGCAGUGGAUCGCCAACGCCACCACGCCCGCGCUCAAGGACCACUUCCAAAAACCCUACAGCGUUAAGAAGAUGAUACAGAUAAUGCGCGAGGCAGCAUGCGACUUCUUCCCAGACUUCGACGCUCAUAACUUGGUGGAGGGCAGCUGCCCCAAGGAGUGGGUGGGCGAGCGACACACCUACCACGCUAUGGCCUUCCUCGCCAGGGCCUACAAUUUCCAGUGGAGCAGAUGGAACGCUACCGCCGGCAGCAGGAACAUCGUGAUGCAGAUACGAGAAGCAAUUGACAGAAAGAGAGAGGGCAAGUUCAGCCUGCUGCACGCGACGCCGCAGCACGCCACCAUACUGAACUGCACCGAGCUGUCGCAAGAGUUCAACCUCGAUCCCUUGGCUGGCCUGCAGAUUCUCUCUCAUCUCCUCUGCUCCUAUAUGAUUAAACAUGACAAGAUUUUUGCAGUUCUACCCGGACCUGUUCACUCUGAACCUGUCGUACGGGUCGGUGGACGCGCGUCGCGCACCUUUCCUCAUGAAGUACAGGCUGGUGGAGACCGUGUUCAGCAUGUUGACUGAAUUGAAGCUGUGUAGCUUCUCCUGAACACAAACUAUAUACGAGAAUACGCCUAAAAAUAUAUACGAGUAGUUAAAAUAUGUACAAAUAGUGUUAACUCUCAACUUACAAUUAUUGAGGGAUUUUUUAUAACGUCAUGAAUAAAAUUAUGUCAUGGUUGAAAAUACAACCAUUUCCACUGCCACAACACUCGUAUGAAACCAGGUAUCGUUGUCUCGUGUUUUUUUUCAAAGAUAAUGAAAAGGAUCGCAAUAAUGUUGUCAUACACAUGAUAACUGUGCGACAUUAGACAUUGAUAAGGUACAACAGCUGUUUGAGAGUUAACGCUAUAUGUUAAUAUAAUUUAUCCACUUUUAAUUAAGCUUACUACAAAAUAAAUCAUGUGCUAAUAAUGUGCUUUCA